Molecule: messenger RNA, 1297 nt
Organism: Zingiber officinale
Lineage: Eukaryota; Viridiplantae; Streptophyta; Magnoliopsida; Zingiberales; Zingiberaceae
Product: NAC domain-containing protein 72-like
Exons: 8
Coding region: 137-1297 (386 amino acids)
Biological process (GO): regulation of DNA-templated transcription
Molecular function (GO): DNA binding
Source: RefSeq, a predicted model, not a curated record
GGUGAUCAAUCGGAGAAAGGAACAAAGUGGCCGAAAGUGCGCAAAAAGAUGACGCUGAAUCCCCUUAUCGCUUCUUCCUAGCUAUCUCCGUUAAUUUUUUCUCGGCUUCGCUCGCCUUACUUUCCAGGGGCAACCAAUGGAAGAAAGGGACUAUACCUCAUCAUUGAUAGGGAAACAUUGCAAAAGAGUGCUCACUUCUUUGCCUUUGCUGCUCACUGUUUGUUCAUAUGCCUUCAAGAAGCAUGGAUAUAUUUUUUUUUUUCACUUGCGUCACAGAGAAAAAGCACUUGGAAGUCUCCACUUUUCUGUGCAAAAACUGGAUGCCAUGUUGCCACCUGGUUUCCGAUUCCACCCUACAGAUGAAGAGUUGGUAGGGUACUAUCUGAAGAGGAAGAUUGAUGGGUUAAAUAUUGAACUUGAGGUUAUUCCAGUGAUUGAUUUAUACAAGUUUGAUCCCUGGGAACUACCUGAAAAAUCCUUUCUUCCAAAACGAGACAUGGAAUGGUUCUUCUUUUGCCCACGAGAUCGCAAAUAUCCAAACGGCUCCCGCACAAACAGAGCCACAGUUUCAGGAUAUUGGAAAGCUACCGGAAAAGAUCGAAAAAUUGAGUGUGAGUGUGCAGUAUUUGGACUGAGGAAAACUCUAGUGUUCUACGUUGGACGAGCACCCGGGGGAGAACGAACUGAUUGGAUAAUGCACGAGUACCGUCUUUGCGAAGAUCUUUUCCAUGGAUCCUCAAAUUUCCUAGGUGCUUUUGCCCUGUGCCAUGUAGUCAAAAGAAAUGCAAAUUGGUUGAAAAGUGGUGACCCAAAUGGAGAAUCCAAAGCACAAAGGAACUUGAUUGCUUCAUCAAGCCGCAAAAGGGACUACGACAAUUUCUUAAAUGACACGGAUGAAAAUUUGUCCCUUGAAUUGCUCAACGGAAGCAGUGGUUCUUCGACCAUCACCUCUUCUGAAUCUGCUGAGCUACAUCCUAGUCUGCCACAAACUAGUGAUAUGGGCAACAUUUCAGAUGCACCAAAGACAACCUCAGUGCCUUUGGAGAUGAACCACACAGAGGAAGCUUAUGAAUGUUUGUCACCGUUUCCAAGUCCUGUGCAUUGCAUGGAAAUGUAUAAUACUUGGGAAGACAUCACUUUUCAGGGUUGGAAUUCAACAGAGUUCAUUGAUAUAUCAUGCAGUGGUGGUGAUGUUUUCAGUGUGAUGAGAUCACCUCCAAUUUGUAGGCAGGCGAGUGAAGAAGAAGAAGACAACUUGUGGUUGCAGGAAGAUAACACUCUGGUGACCGUAAUGUAA